Molecule: messenger RNA, 966 nt
Organism: Acanthosepion pharaonis
Lineage: Eukaryota; Metazoa; Mollusca; Cephalopoda; Sepiida; Sepiidae
Source: the annotation of a GenBank genome assembly
AUGUUCCUUCUUUUUUUUCUUUAUUCACUUCAUUCUUCCUUUAAGUCUUUUGUUUUGUUUGAUUUUUCUUUCUUUCUUUCUUUCUUUCUUCCUUUAUUCCUUUCUUUCUUUCUUUCUUUCUUUCUUUCUUUCUUUCUUUCUUUCUUUCUUUCUUCCUUUCUUUAUGACUUUCCUUGCUACUUCUUUCUUUGUUUAUUUCAUUCAUUCUUUCUUUCUUUCUUUCUUUUCUUUUCUUUUCUUCUUUUCUUUUGUUUAUUUCAUUAUCAUUCUUUCUGUCUUUCUGUCUUUCUUUCUUUCCUUUCUUUGUUUACUUCUUUUCUUUGUUUAUUUCAUUCAUUCUUUCUGUCUUUCUUUCUUUCUUUCUUUCUUCCUUUCUUUAUGACUUUCCUUGCUACUUCUUUCUUUGUUUAUUUCAUUCAUUCUUUCUGUCUUUCUUUCUUUCUUUCUUUCUUUCUUUUUCUUUUCUUUCUAGCUUCUUCUUUUCUUUGUUUAUUUCAUUCUUUCUUUCUUUUUUUCUUUCUUUCUUUCUUUAUUUCUUUUUUCAUUCUUUCUUUGUUUUUUUUUAUUUCAUUCAUUCUUUCUGUCUUUUUCUUUCCUUUCCUUUUUAUGACUUUCCUUGCUACUUCUUUCUUUGUUUAUUUCAUUCAUUCUUUCUGUCUUUCUUUCUUUCUUUCUUUCUUUCUUCCUUUCUUUAUGACUUUCCUUGCUACUUCUUUCUUUGUUUAUUUCAUUCAUUCUUUCUGUCUUUCUUUCUUUCUUUCUUUCUUUCUUUCUUUCUUUCCUUUAUUCCUUUCCUUUACUUUCUUUCUUUCUUUCUUUGUUUAUUUCAUUCAUUCUUUCUGUCUUUCUUUCUUUCUUUCUUUCUUUCUUUCUUCCUUUCUUUAUGACUUUCCUUGCUACUUCUUUCUUUGUUUAUUUCAUUCAUUCUUUCUGUCUUUCUUUCUUUCUUUCUUCCUUUCUUUAUGA